Molecule: messenger RNA, 3137 nt
Organism: Nasonia vitripennis (jewel wasp)
Lineage: Eukaryota; Metazoa; Arthropoda; Insecta; Hymenoptera; Pteromalidae
Product: protein regulator of cytokinesis 1
Exons: 11
Coding region: 227-2158 (643 amino acids)
Biological process (GO): mitotic spindle midzone assembly; microtubule cytoskeleton organization
Cellular component (GO): cytoplasm; spindle; mitotic spindle midzone
Molecular function (GO): microtubule binding
Source: RefSeq, a predicted model, not a curated record
UGCCCCCAUGGAAUUCAAAAGAUAAACGUUAGUAUACGAUCCCAAACGGCAAGAGGACAACGCGAGCGGUGUGCCCAUCAACUCUUGUCUCCCCUACAGGAUCUAGGACCCCAUCCAUCAGGAUCGCGCGGAUGCCACAUCGGACAGCCACAGACGAGGACGAGGUUGCAGCGGUCGAGUUUUAGGAUUCGCUUCACAUCAUCCAAGGAGGAGAGGACCUGCGAAAAUGGAUUCCGUCAGGGCAUCGACUAUCGAACGGGCCAAGGAAAUAUGCGAGAAAGACAUAGGAGAGCUCUUCAAUAUAUGGGAGGAAACAGGUAUCAAACCAGAGAUACUGAAUGCAUAUGCUGACACAGUUCUCAAUCAUCUACUUGGCUUAAUGAAGGAAAUGGUGAACGAAUCUGUGCAAAAGAAGAUGAAUCUCGUAAAAAGCGUCAAAGCCAUGGCCCAAGCUGCAAGAAAAAUAUCAAAAGAAUUGGGUACUAACUUUGUGGCAGACAGCUAUGAUGAUUUGCCAUUAAUGGAGUUGGAGAUCAAGUUAAGGCAAGAGGUCGAGGAACUGCAGCAAGAAAAAGAGAAGCGGUUGGAACUUGUUCAAAAAUUGACAGACAGGGAAGCGGAAAUCUGUCAAAAACUGGGAAACAAACCUGUUGGAUUUAAAUCCAAACUUCCUACAGAAGAAGAGAUUGAUGAAUUUAAAAGUUACAUAGAGAUACAAAAAACUGAAAUGGUUGAACGUACAGAGUUGUUCGAUAAUACUAGGAGGUUGGUUCUUAAAAUGAUGGAAGAACUAGGCAUCAGUCCAGCAUUAGACUUUGAAAUGAUGGUCUGUCAUGAUCAUGGUAACUUUAUUUAUUCACAGAAUAACAUGACAAAAUUAAAAGAUAUGAAAGAAAGGUUAACCAAUCAAGUUGAACAUGCAAAAUCUCAAGCUCAAGAUAAAAGAGAAUCAUUGAUUGCAUUGUGGGAUUAUUUAGAUGAACCUUUAGAAGUCCGUAAAGCUUUUCUUGAUACUCACUCCGGUUAUAGUUUGGCUACAAUAAAUGCUCUUAACGCUGAAAUAAAAAGGUGUAAAGAGAAAAGAAGUGAAAACAUUGCUAAUUAUGUUAACAAAAUGCGCGCCGAAAUUGAAUCGUUGUGGAAAUUAUGCAAAUAUGGUGAACUUCAGAAGAAAGCAUUUACAGCCAUGAAAUGUCAAACCUAUACAGAAGAUUUAUUAACAUUGCAUGAAAUGGAAGCAGAUAAUUUACGUGGAUAUUAUAAUGCGAACAGAAAACUCUUUGAGCUCUUACAUGAAUGGGAAGUCCAAUUCGAGAAAUUGAAAGAACUAGAUCAAAGAGCUAAUGAUCCAGAUCGGUACCACAAUAGAGGAGGCCAGUUGUUGGCGGAGGAAAAGGAAAGAAAGGCUGCAGAAAAGAAACUGCCAAAAUUGGAAAGUCAGCUGCAUGAUUUGGUUGAUGAAUAUGAAAGUAUCCAUAAAUCGAAUUUCUUAGUUCAUGGAUUCACUUUGAGAGAGUUUAUGGAUAACGCUCGAGAAAAAUAUGAAGUAGAAAAGGAAAACUUGAAAUUAGCAAGGAAACAGGCAAAAGACAGGUCCGCUAAAAAGACGCCACUCAGCACUUCAAAACGGACACCUUGUGCUAGCAUGCUUCGAAUGACACCUGCAAGUAAUCGAUUGCGUACUCCAGGAACAAACAUGUCGAGAGUUACUCCAGCGGCUAAAAGAAAGUUGCCUUAUGAUAAAUCACCCAACACAACAGAAAAUAAAAAACGAGUAGUUGGUACUGCUGAAAAGCAUAAGGUCAUUAGUUCAAAAGUCAGGAGAAGCGGCAGGAAACCAAGCAUGGGAAAAUUGAAGCGAAAGUCGCGAAAUGACACGUCUCUUUCGGUUUCUUCAUAUGGAAACUUUCAAGAACAUCUGGAUAAUCGAGACGAACUACGUAGUUCUGUUUUACCAGAUGAAGUACUUAAAAGGGCAGGCGGCAAGACACCUAUGAAGACACCAAUCAAGCCUGUUAGACGAAAGAUAAUAGCGAAUAGUACACCUGCCAAUGCAGUCAAUUCGACGCGUACGUUACGGGGAACACCGCGAAGUCCUAGAUUAUUACAUACACCACGAUUGAUUCCAAUCAAAAGCUUAUCUCCUACUGAAUUUUAGUUGACAAUGUAGUUUGUUGAAGAAAAAUAUUGUUAUAAUGCAUUUUUCGCAAUCCUGACUGACGUUUGACAAAAUUUUAUUUGCUCAUCUCGUGGAACUGCAUAUUGAAAGUUGUACUCCGAUGAGACGUUAUUUUUCAUGCAUUUUCAAUGUGAUGACUGCAGUUUAAAGAAGUCGAUAGCCUAAAAAGCUAUUUUUUGUACGAAUAACGCAUUUUUGCUGCUGGAACAGUUUUAUGCAUCAUUUACGUUCCUAACGAAUGAAAGGUUUUUAUGGGCAUGUAACGAUUGGACUCAUUUUUUUUUAUAUACACGACGAAAAAACUUUUCUAUUGAUUUUUGCAAAUGCAUAUUAUUGACGAUAUUUAUCAUUUGUAUUUGUAUGCUAAGUAUUGUGUGAAGCGGGAGUUUGAUAGCUUGCCUUAGGUUGUUGUAAAAUGUCCCUGUAAAUAGUAAAAAUUAUUUUUAUUAGAGGUGAUACUCGGCAAGAGCUUCUAAGUUAAAUUUAUAACUAACGUAUAUAAACUCUGAUUAAUCUUAGACUUAAUAUUGGUAUAACACUUAACUAUAUGCAUAGAAAGCACACAGAAUGAUGCGCAAUUUAAUAGCAUAUUCUGUAUAUAUUGCAAUAAAAAUAAUGAGUAUGUUACUUUAAAUCAUCACAGAUUCAUUCACCAUAUCAAAAUAUUUCAUUUGCUAUCAGAAUUACGCACCUUGUAUAACGUGAAUAUUAAAAAAAAUUGUAUUUAAAAACUUUAUGAUUUAUGCAUCUUGAAUAUCAAAAAAUAAGAAAAUAUAGAGUCGGCAACAAGUCACUUUUCAAAUCCAUGUAACACACAGGGUCGUGGGUAUGAGUAAUCUAAUGUUAGUAUUAUUGAUUGAGUAAGCCUAUGAAGUUUUUAAUUUGAAUUGUAAAAUCACAUAUUUUAUAAUUUGUUCUCACGUUAUAAAAUGAAAAGGUAAAAAAAAUCAAUAAAAUU